This is a messenger RNA of Schistosoma spindalis, 3689 nucleotides long. NCBI's taxonomy places the organism in Eukaryota, Metazoa, Platyhelminthes, Trematoda, Strigeidida, Schistosomatidae. The record is from the annotation of a GenBank genome assembly.
AUGCUUACCAUUUUAGUAUAUAGAAUUCCAAAAUUCACUCAGACAGUAUUCACCUUCGAAACCAAGUUUUCUAACUGGAUCAAUGGAAGUGUGAUUGGUAGUCUUUCUCUGAGUGAUGAAAACUCCUCCUUAGCAUCAUGUGGAAGUGUUCAAUUUAACAUUGUACCUCGUUCAAACUACUUACCAGUAGCUAUCGAUGGAUCAACUGGUAUUUUGAAAGUUAUUGCAAGUGAUUAUGAAACAAUCAAGAAUAAUCAUACCAUCACUUUUCAAGUGACAGUUAGGAAUGCAAAUACUUCACUAAAUAUAUCUGAUGAUGCAACGGUCAACAUUUUAAUUGAUGAAAAUUAUUCUGGAGAAGAAACAGAAAGUGAGAUGACUGCAGUCAAGAGGGGAGUCAUAGUUCCACCGGAUAUUAUCCAUGUCACAUUUUCCAGAGUAUACAUCCAAGAUAAUCCAAACUAUUGUCUGUUCGAUACAUGGUUUAUUGAUUCCGUAAUUGUCCUCCCACCUGGAAAUAACAGUUUGAUCAUGAAAUUUUCUGGUCCGUCUAUAAAUAAUAUCUAUUACGGAUAUAUACAAUAUUUGUUUGCUUACUACAACGGUACAAAUAUAGCAAAUAAUUAUCCUGUGAAGUUUAAUAAUCUCACAUACUUGGACAAUAAUUCCUCGCCUUCGGAGUUCACAAUGACAAGUCAGAUAAGUGUUUCAUCCGCUCCUGCCAAUGAUUCAAAUGACUUCAGUAUUAAGAUGCGAUUCCAAAUCGGUCUAUUUCCUGGAAUGUCGAUUCCAUCAAUAGGUACCAAUUUAACGGUCAAAAUGGAGACAUUGUUGACUCCAAAGAUUACCGUAGAUAUUCCCAUGAUAGUGUCCUCGAACUGUCCGAUUCAAUAUGAUUCAGUGAAUUUUACCAAGUGCCCAGGGCAAGUGGAAGUCGGUGGGGUUUAUGAAUAUUCUGUGGACUACUUUAUAAGCAGACCCAUUGGCGAUUACGUGUUCACAUUCACUACUGAUGAAUUUAGUGCUUCGAUUGGACAUAUGUCUUUGACGCUACCUACAACAUUCUCUACAUACCCAGAAGGUUACAAAAUAAAUACGCAACAAUACGUUGGUUAUAACUUCGUGCUGACUACGAUUGGCUACGUUAGCGUUUCAAAUCUACAAAAUCCAGGUGUUUAUGACACAACCUUGCCGAUGACGAAUCGAUCAGUUCGUCUAACAGUUUUUAUCCAGAUAUACAGACCAAGUUUGGUAUCCGUUAUGUUUGAAGCAAAAAUCUCACCACUAGGUAAGAAUUCUACAGUGAAUUUUUGUGAGAGCCAACUCAUUCCAUUUGCAGGUUCUAAUUUGGCUGCGAAAAGUAACUUGACAUUAAAGGAUACCUCAAUCGUGAAUCAAGCUGAAAAGUUACAAUUCUUUAAUCUUCAACUGAUUAUUCGGCCUUCUACGACAGCACUUUAUAGUAUUUAUUUAAGUAAUACUGGUAAACUAAAGACUGAACAAUGUUCCGUGGAUUACUUGUUAACAGAAAAUAAUUCAACUAAGAAAGUCUCUAAAACUCCUGUAGUUACUAUUGAAAAAAUCGAACCACGAAAUUCACAACCAACAGUAAACUUUAGUACAAUUGUAGAAGUUCGAGUGAAAUUCGUUGAAGACUUUGUCUAUAUGCCAAUAACUUUUCAGCUACAAGUAAAUACGAAUGAAGCAAUAAUAAUCAGACAAAGUUUUCAAACAAUUGGAUAUCUAUUAAAAUCUGUAGCACCUGUGGGUUAUGAUUCUUCGUCAUCAAGUCAGGUUCCAGGAGUUGGUUUAAUUUCCAUUGAUUCAAAAACAGUCAGAAAUCAAGUUAUACCGAACUAUAUGACAUCACUGAAGUUAACGCUAACUCUGAAACCAAAUGUAUGGCAGACGAUAUAUUUUCAACUUUAUGCUCCAGGUGCCUACCAAGAAUACAUAUUAGUCAAGCCAAUAAUGUUAAGCCAAUCAACAUCAUUGCCAUAUGUCAGCUUAGUGUCGAACUCUUUGGAAAAUAUGGUUUAUUUCAAUGUAGAUAAAGUCUAUUACGAAGGAAUUGCCACCGAUCAAACGAAUUCGGCAGCAAAUCAGUUAACUUACUAUAUCCCAAUGUUCACUGCGAAUUCUGUCAGACCACUGGUCAAUUUCACUUACAAUUUGACAAUUAAUUCGAUCUCUAUAUUUGGCAGCUUCAUAUUUACUACCACUACUCCAGCAGCAUUUACUACAACUCUUUUAAGUGAUUGGACUUUAAUUUCUCCAAGUGCCGCUGAUGUAUACAAACAAAUGUGUACUGGAGGACCGUUUGAAAUUAUAUUGUAUAUAUGUCCCGUUGAAAGACGUUGUUCAUUCUUUACAUACUGGAUCAACAGAAUGGUUAAUGGUAUUGCAGCUCUUAAUGUUACAAAAGUAGUUUUACAUCAAACUUUUUCAGAUGUGCGGUUAUCAACUUCGUUCUCUUUAAAUUUGACAUCUGAACGUAGUCUUUCAGUGGAUAUCCAGUUGAGUGAUAGUAAAAUUGUAGAAAACGGGACUGUUUGGCCGUUGCAAAUCACUGGUCGAUUCAAUGCUGUCACUAAUAUUAGCAAAAUAUCUGUGAUUUGUGUAAGAACAGGGUCAGAAAAACCAUCAAUUCAGGUUGUACUAUCUCAAUUGUCAUCGUUCACACUCAGUGAUUAUCCUGAUAGUCCACAAAUAAAAUCAAUCAGUGUAGUUAAUCAAACAGGGGACAUAGAUAAUGUAACAUUGAAAACUCCUUUAAACCCAGUAACUAAAUCAGUUCAGUUCAUAGCUGGACGUUUAUAUUUUGGUGCGAAGUAUGCAGUCAUCUUUAGUCUGAAAUUUAAUCCAUCUCUUAGCACAACCAUUGUGAAAUAUCCAGUUCUGGUCGAAAUUGUGUGCAAACCCUAUGAACGUGGUAGUCCCGUAGUGAAUAGCUGCGCAAGACAGAAGUUUUACAGGUUCAAAUCUCAUCUGCGUGUUGAACUUGACUACACUUAUCCGUCCAACUUACCUCAUUACGUUGCAAUGCGGAACUCUCUGGUACAGUUGCCCGACCGUCAAGCAAACACAUUUCUAAAUGUUGGUGAUCUUUUGUUUUAUUGUGCCCGUGCGUUUAGCAUAAAAGGUUCAUUAGAUUUGGUGAGACGUUGUUUCAAGAUUAGUAAAUUGCCUGAAAGAAUUUGGUUUGAUGUCGGACCAUUUGUUGAACAGAUUAUAGCAUACACAAAUCCACUUGGCAUAUUGUUCGGUUUGGGAGCAAAUGGUGGAGGUGUAAUAAUGAGUAAGGAUUUGGGAAGAACAUGGAUAUCAAUCAACCCAUUCAUGUAUCAAAGAACUUUGAACACGUCAACUGAAAUCAUCACAGCAAGUGUCAUACCAUGGAUUUCAUUGACUGGUUCAAUUGACAAUACAUUGUUUGAGUCAUUUUGCAAGAUGCGAGUGGCUGAACAAUGGAAUGUAUGCAUUAACGCAAUUUAUGCAAAUGAACUUCUAAUGGCAAACUGGACUAACACCUGUCCAAACAUCAAACCCUUUUAACCGAUCAAUUACUUUCAGUCGGGAUACAAACUUUGUUCAAAUAUUUGUGCCUUUUUAAUGUGUUCAUUUUAUGUUGUGUGUAAUAAUGGAACAUUUAGUUAAUUUUCUAUUCCACUACUUAUCCUGCAAUUAAC